Scatophagus argus is the source of this 1163-nucleotide messenger RNA. RefSeq names its product actinoporin-like protein (gene apnl). Bases 197 to 760 code for a protein of 187 amino acids. Lineage: Eukaryota; Metazoa; Chordata; Actinopteri; Scatophagidae. Gene Ontology annotation, biological process: monoatomic cation transport; pore complex assembly; cytolysis in another organism. Gene Ontology annotation, molecular function: channel activity. The record is from RefSeq and is a predicted model, not a curated record. Gene Ontology annotation, cellular component: pore complex. The transcript has 3 exons.
UCUCAUAGUCGUUUUGUGCUGGUGAUAAACAUGUGUUGCAAGAGGGCGUGUGCUGUCUAACUGGACUUGUGUCGUGGGAGGGUUUCCGGGAUCACAGCAUACAUUAAAGAAAAAACUGCCAGCACCUCCCUUUCAGGUAACUUUUCACUCUUUGGGACGCAGGAGACUCAGCAGCGUAUCUCACAGCCAAUCCAACAUGACAGAGUCAGCUGAAGCUGUCGCGGCUGAUGUGGCCAGCAGAAGAAGUGUUACCAUCGAAAUCUCAAACAUCACCAACAACUACUGCCUCAUCAACCCCAGGGUGUACCUUGAAAAUGGGGAAACAUACAACCCACCUCAACCUUCGGUGCGUCCUCUAAAGACUGAGGUCUGCACUUUCUCCAAGUCUGGCGGCAGAGCAACGGGCAGCAUUGGUGUACUGACCUACGACCUUUUUGAGAGGUCACGGAACGACUACAUUGAGACUCUGGCCAUCAUGUUCUCAGUUCCCUGGGACUACAACCUGUACAAGAACUGGUUCGCAGUGGGCAUCUAUAAAAAGGGCCGUAACUGUGACAAGGAUUUGUACAAAGAAAUGUACUAUGAGAAGAAGCAGAAAGAGCAUGGGUUCGUCAGGGAGGAAUCCACUGGCUCAGGAAUCAAUUAUGUAGGCGACUACCUAGAUAUCAAGGCCACCAUGAGUCCAUUGGGCAAAUCCAUCAUGAAGGUGGAGGUGUGGGAUAAGCUCUUCACACCACCCAUGAGCCAGCAGGCAUGCUAGAGACCCUGCCUAACCAGUUUCUGUCAUGAGCCCCCGCAGCAGAAUUCAUCCCCUCCAUCUCAAGUUUCACCAGGCAGACUGUUUCUAAUACAGCCAACAUGCACGAUUUAACAGACGUAUUGUUUCUGACAUGUGUCUGUAUACCUGGCUAUUACCCUUCAGAAAAUCUGCUUAAGAUCAGAGUUUAGUUUGUUUAUAAAUCCAGGCAGUAACCCCCCCCCAAAUCACAGAAGCCUCUGUCUGUUUGAAUAACACCCAGGUUUAAAAUGGUAUCUUUAGAAAUGAAAAUCAAAGGAUGACUCACUGGAGCAUGAGGGCACAUCGCUUAAUGAAACACACUGAGAGCUUGUCUGUAUUACCUUGACACUGUAGUCUGAGGAAUAAAAUAAACCUUUUUGCUGAA